Molecule: messenger RNA, 543 nt
Organism: Pyricularia oryzae 70-15
Lineage: Eukaryota; Fungi; Ascomycota; Sordariomycetes; Magnaporthales; Pyriculariaceae
Exons: 1
Coding region: 1-543 (180 amino acids)
Source: RefSeq, a predicted model, not a curated record
AUGCUCGACAAGCCCAACAGCCUUCUCGAGAAAGCGCUCGCUGACGAGGCUGAGAUCAAGAAGAAGCUGGAGGAGGAUAUGGCCGAGGAGGGCGUCACUUCGGAGGACGUCCGCAAGGCCAAAAACAGCGACCUCAUCGAUGCUCUAGCCAAGGGCGAGGCUGAGAGAGAGCGUAACAUUGCCAAUUUCCGCAGGGAGGAGAUCCAGCAAGAGAACAAUGAGCUGCGCGAGAUGAUGGAGGCCAAGGCCAAGCUCACUGCCCCCACCACCGACAAAGAGUCACUCCCUAUUCCCAGCACCUCUAGCAGCACUAGAAACACAUCCCAGGUCCUAUCUACUCAUAAGCGAAAGCCGGGCCCUCGCCCGGGUCAGUCUAGGGCAUCGUGCUGGUCCAAGCCUCGAAACUUGUCACCAGAGAAAUCGAGGGGCGGAGAGGAGGCUGACGAUGAACACACAGGCCCUGCUAGCCCGGGAAGUCCCCCCCAAGAGCACAAGAUGGGCGAUAAUUGCGGCGUUGGUGUUUUCCGACCUUCCGGCUGUUGA